UGCGCGUUUGAAAUAUGAUAAUUUUGUUGAUAUGCUAUGCUAGCUAGCUAGCGGAGUUAUUUUUGCAUGUUUGGUUACCAUUAACUUUCCUCUCUUCACUGUCUCGCCACUGUAUCAAGAGAAAACAGAAAACGCUCUGCAUGAAGGGCUGAUGGAAAACGCAAGAGAUUUGGCUGAACGGACUGUUCGUUCAGAAAGGAAGAGGCGGGACUCGUUUGGGAUGUUCGAUGGCUAUGACAGCUGCAGUGAGGAUUCUAGCAGUAGCUCGAGCUCUGAGGACAGUGAUGAAGAGGUGCCCUCCCUCCCUGCCAGCCUGCCCAUCAUCAAGACCAACGGCCAGGUCUACACCUACCCCGAUGGGAAGGCAGGAAUGGCCACCUGUGAGAUGUGUGGGAUGGUGGGAGUGAGAGAUGCUUUCUACUCCAAAACCAAGCGCUUCUGCAGUGUAUCCUGUUCAAGGAGCUACUCAUCCAACUCUAAAAAAGCCAGCAUACUGGCCAGACUGCAGGGUAAACCACCAACGAAAAAGGCUAAAGUAUUACAGAAACAGCCUCUCAUGGCGAAGUUGGCUGCCUAUGCCCAGUACCAAGCCAACCAACAGUACCAAGCCAACCAACAGAAUCAAGUCAAAUCAAAAACGGUGAUUCCUGUGAAAGGCUUUGAUUGGGGACGCUACAUAGGCACCGGCGACAUUAACGGGGCACCUGUCGGCUGUUUCAAACAUGUUCCCAUGGGAACUUCUUGGGGUGACCUUGCAGAAGGGGUGAGGGUAGAGGUGCCCAAUACAGACAGCGGCCUGCCAAUGAAAGUGUACUGGAUAGCAGGAGUUAUCAAAUUAGCAGGCUUUAAGGCACUGCUACGGUACGAGGGGUUUGAUGGUGACUCUGGCAGGGAUUUCUGGUGUAACAUCUGUGUCCCUGACAUCCACCCGGUGGGCUGGUGUGCAGCAGGAGGAAAGCCCCUGGUUCCUCCCAAGUCCAUUCAGCACAAGUGCACCAACUGGAAAGCGUUUCUUGUGAAAUGCCUAACAGGAGCAAAGACUCUACCUAUUGAUUUCUCCACCAAGGUGCAGCAGAGCAUGCAGUUCCCCUUUAAGAAGCUGAUGCGUGUGGAGGUGGUGGAUAAGACUCACCUGUGCCGGACGCGGGUGGCCCUGGUAGAGCAGGUGAUCGGCGGUCGACUUCGGCUCGUCUACGAGGAGUGCUCGGACGGCUCGGAUGACUUCUGGUGCCACAUGUACAGCCCACUGAUACACAGCAUCGGCUGGUCCCGCGGCAUCGGACACCGCUUCAAGAGAUCGGAUGUUUCAAAGAAACUUGAUGGCCAAGUAGAUGCCCCAGGACAGCUUUUUGUGAAGGUGAAGGAUGUUGACCAGAGCGGGGAGUGGUUUAAAGAUGGCAUGAAGCUGGAGGCUAUUGACCCUCUGAAUCUAUCAGCUAUUUGUAUUGCUACUGUUAGAAAGGUCUUGGCGGAUGGAUACCUCAUGAUCGGAAUUGAUGGUUCCGAGGCAGCUGAUGGCUCUGACUGGUUCUGCUAUCACUCCACUUCUCCCUCUAUCUUUCCUGCUGGAUUCUGUGAAAUCAACACAAUUGAACUCACCCCUCCACGUGGGUACACAAAACUCCCAUUCAGAUGGUUUGACUACCUCAGGGAAACGGGUUCAGUGGCAGCUCCGGUGAAGCUCUUUAACAAGGAGGUUCCAAACCAUGGGUUCCGCCCUGGCAUGAAGCUGGAGGCUGUGGACCUGAUGGAACCCCGGCUGGUGUGUGUUGCCACAGUGACACGUAUUGUAUAUAGACUGCUGCGCAUCCAUUUUGACGGCUGGGAGGACGAGUAUGAUCAGUGGGUGGAUUGUGAAUCACCUGACCUCUACCCUGUGGGUUGGUGUCAGCUGACUGGCUACCAACUACAGCCACCAGCUGUGCUAGCCUCUAGAGAGCUCCCUCCGAGUGUGACAAAGCAGAAGAAGAAAUCCCAGCAGUACAAAGGCCAAAAGAAAAAGAGGAAGAUCCCCAUUGGCAAGCGGCCAGUGAGUUUGUCAGGGGUGGUAUUGAGUGGAGUGCCCCAGAGGAACCUAUCUGGAGACGAGAACAUGACCCCGCCAGACUACCCAUCUCCUCCCAUGCCAGCAUCUGCCCCGGGGAACGCACAGCCUCCCUCGGCAGCCCAGGAACUCGGCCCCAACGGAAAGCCAGGGGUAACGCUGAAGGAGGAGGUUCAGGAGACGGACGAGUUCAACUUCCCGCAGGGCACAGCCUCUGACCUAGAGAACAACGGCUCCGGCUGCAGUUACUACAUCAAACAGGAGCCCUGAGCCUCCGUGGGGCACUGCUGCACCCACCACCGGAGGGCCAGCCUGGGGGCAAGAAGGAGCCUGUCCACUCCCUCCUUCUCCACAGCACCAGAGACCAUGGGCCCUGGGUGGCAUCCCCACAACAUUAACAUGGAAGGUCACCAAGUGCUCCAAGAUGUGCCCAUAGAGAGAUUCAGGACAGAGCGGCUCAAAGACUAGUUCCAAACAGACAGCGGCAAACGGGGAGAGUAGAAAAUAAAGGGAAAAAAAGAGGUGCGUAAAUGACAACAACUUUACAUUUCAGUUCAGUUUUUUGUACUUAAAAAAAAAAUGUUUUGUACGACUUUUUCAAAUCCGAGAUCUUUUUGUGCAUCUCUCGUAUUCGUUACUUUGAGGUAGGGUAAUCUUUUGAUGGAUAAACUAUGUGAUGUUUGAGUGUAUAUAUAAUCAGAUUUUCCAAAAAACAGGGUGUAUGUACAGUUGAAGUCGGAAGUUUACAUACACUUAGGUUGGAGUCAUUAAAACUCAUUUUUUAACCACUCCACAAAUUUCAUGUUAACAAACUAUAGUU
Molecule: messenger RNA, 2864 nt
Organism: Oncorhynchus tshawytscha (Chinook salmon)
Lineage: Eukaryota; Metazoa; Chordata; Actinopteri; Salmoniformes; Salmonidae
Product: MBT domain-containing protein 1
Exons: 17
Coding region: 152-2314 (720 amino acids)
Biological process (GO): regulation of DNA-templated transcription
Cellular component (GO): nucleus
Molecular function (GO): zinc ion binding
Source: RefSeq, a predicted model, not a curated record